CCUAGAUAUCUCAUCACUCAGCCUUAGACCCCUUUGACACAAACACAAACUAGUGUGUUUAACAGAACAUAUUUUUCAGUGUUGUAGGUGUGCAUUUCCUGUGACCCACAAGACGACAUCUUUGUACUUUUUGGUUCUGUCCAAAAGGUUCUGGCAUCUUGGUCACACUACUUUCUAACAAGAACAAUGGACUACUUAUUCAACAGGAAUUUUCUGCUAUUGCUCACAGUGGGAGCCAUAAUUAACGCCAGAGUUCAGGGGACACUUAUCGAACCUGAGGUCCCAAAGAUGGUUAAAGCAUGUACAGGAUCACACACAACCAUCAGCUGCACGUUUCACACAGAUGUUAAAGGGCUCAAAGUGACCUGGUAUUUUGACAAAACUUCUGACUUUAAUGACCGUAAGAAGAUUAAAGAACUCCACUCACCACCUGGCUCCCAUGUGAGUCAUUACCAUGAAGAGAACGGACGCACUGCUUCAUAUUUGACCAUUCGAAAUGUUACUUUAAAUGACAGUGGAUGGUACUUUUGUCAGGUCACACAGGAUAUUCCUAUACUCAUAAGUAACCUCAGCAAUGGAUCUGAACUGGUCAUUUCUCCUCCCACAGAGUGUAAUGUUGAGGACCAUACAACAAAUUCUUCUACGAUUUAUGAUUCACCCACAGACAGUAAUUUGGAGGACAGUACAAAAAAUUCAACUACAACUUAUGCAUCUGAACCUCCAAAUGCUUCUCCUUGGUGGCUCUGGGUAGCUGUGGCAGGGGGCUGUGUUUUGAUUAUAACAGCUGCGAUCACCACAACUGUCAUAUGCAGAAGAAAAAAAGGUGCUAAAACUUCUAUUCAUGGCCCCUGUUUAUGAGAACACAAAAGAAGCAUCAAAGAGACACUGGAAAGAAGAUAAAUACCUUCACCAUGGCAUGCCAUCAAAAGGAUAUUCACAUAAACAAAUGGAUACUCUAAAACCACACAAACAUGAAUAUGUUCACAACGGUAGAAAACCGAGCCCAAAAUUAUAAAUAAUGGCAUUGGAUUAUAAUCUGCUAGUCCAUCUUAAUUUUAUCAUUCAGCCAUUCAGUUGUAAUAUUGCUGGUGUGGUUAUGAUAAUUGUCCUGUUGUAUGAACCAGUUUAGGCCAAGUUUUAUCUGCUGGACAGAUGGCCUCACAUUUGCCUUCAGAAUGAUUUGGUAUAAUGAGGAGUUCAUGUUCGUCUUAUAACCUUAAGGUGCCAUGGAGCUGUAAUUGCAAAACGGACAUAUCCCUCAUCAUCCCUAUACCACAUUCGUGGUGAUAUGCCAUGUUUGGCCAAAGCUUGUGCUGUGCAUUAAUUAUAACCAAACAUCUCUAUUUUUAAUCAUCUGCCCAAGCAACAUGGUUCCAGAAAUGUUUUGUUAGAUGUUUUACAUAACAUUGCAGACUGUGCUUGAAUAGAGAAAAGAGUCCUGCAGAUCCGUAUAUGUAACCCUUGGGUUGCUUGACGUCUUUCUCAUCAAAUGGUCUGACACUGUGGUGAAUUUACUGGGACAUUGACUUCUAGGAAGAUUGGCAGCAGCCUUGAAUGUUCUCAAUUUCUUAAUAAUCCUCCUGACUAUAGAAUGCUGGGUUUGAAUAACCCUUCCCAGUAUGGUACGUAGAAACAAUUGGUUCUGUAAGAUCAUUGGUGAUGUCUUAUCUCCUUGUACUGGUGUUAACAAAAAAACCUAUGCCACCAAUCCAGACCACUAGAAUGCCAGAAUUUCUGCUUUUAUAAAGGUGGCCACACAUCCCGAUUAUCAAGAAAUCAGUUGCAUUUGAUUAGUAGCUCCUCACUGCAAAUUACUGCUAAUAGGUACGGAAACAGUAAGUAUAUGCUUACAUUUUCGCACAUGGCUUUCCCAUAUGGGCUGAUAUUUUUGGUAAGUAAAUAAUGACACAGUAGAAUGUGGUGUUUGUCACCUGAUGUUAGAUUUACUAGGUCUUAGGACCUGAUGAGGAAGAGGUGAUGUUUUAACAAGUCUGAAUAUGUAAAAAAAACCCAUACAUUUAAAAAGAGGGUGUACUUUCUUUUCUCAACACUGAAAAUGCAUUACAUUUUCAAUACAAAAUCAAUACACAAUCAACACACAAUGAUGAGAAAAGUCACAGGAGAGUGCCCAGACUGGUUUGAGCUCACAGGCAGGCUACGUUAACUGAACUAGCCACUCUUUACAACUAUGGUGAGAAGAAAAAAAUCUCAGAAUGCAGAACACAUCAAACCUUGAAGCAGAUGGGCUACAACAGGAAAAGUCCACAUGUGGUGUCGCACAAGGACAGGAAUCGGAGGCUACAGUGGGCACAGACUCAUUGAAACUAGACAGUAGACUGGAAAAAGACUAGAUGAUGUUUCUCCAGUCUUCAAGUGUCCCAUCUCAAACCAGUCCAUCUGACUGGCUGAUUGGAUAAUUGCAUAAAUAGUCAGGUGUACACAUGCUCUUAUUAGUGUUCAGUGAGUGUAUUUAGGGAAGACUGAGGAUGUUUGUAACACUGGUUAGUAACACCCGCAGACUUUCCUAAAACGACGUAACCACAGCCACAUGACUGUCUCCGUACAUGCUUAGUGUAGCAUGAAGCUCACAACUGAAGAGGUAGCUGUUCAGAAGUUUCAGAACUGUUAAUAAAAUAUAGGUUUAUACAAAUAGCAUUUUGUGAUUGGUGCUAAAAUGGCUGCAUGAACAAACAGUCAUGCACAGCAGCUGUUUGAGGUCAGGGCUGUUUCCUUGCUGAAGCACAUACAUGUGUAGGUGUGGUGUGGUAUGAGUCAGACUCAGAUGAAGUGUCCAAGUCAGAUAAAACACAGUGCUGUAGACUACUUGUGGUUACACAGCUGGUUGCAACACGUAUUUGCAGAGCAAGUUAUGUGUCCCCUCUUCUUACUUACUUACCAUAUAAAAAAAGACAUUCAUAGAAACAUGUAUGUGUAUAUUUUUUGAGAGCCCUGUUUAUGAGAACACAAAAGAAACCUUAACAAGAUAUGGGAAGACAGAUCGAUCCCUUCACCACUACAUGCCAUCAAAAGGAUAUUCAAAUAAACAAACGGAUUACUCUUAAACCACAUAACAAUGAAUACUGCAGCAGACAACCGAGCCCAGUGGAGUAAUGGAAAAAAUGGAAUUGGUUAUUAUCUGCUAGUCCAUAUUUAUUAUAGCUGUCUUUAUGUUAAGUGUGAUAUUCUAUUUAAAAAAAGUGACUUCUGUGCUGUAGUCACUUACUGCUUUUAUCACUGGAAAAACAACGCCAUAGCUCUGCUUUUGCAAACUGUUUAUUUAUAAAAGACCCAACUGAACACUGUGAUUCCAUAUUUGGAUAAAAUCUAUUCACCUGUACUAACAUGAUAGAUCAGGGUUCUUCAAAUCUGAGGCCCACUGUACUGUGCUGCAGAGUUUAGCUCCAACCCUAAUUAAACAGACUCGAACAAGCUAACCAAGGUCCUCAGGAUUACUAGAAAAUUACAGGCAGUUAAGUUUGGGGGUUGGAGCUAAACUUGAAGAACCCAGUGAUAGAUCAUACUUCACUGUUGCCAAUAUCAAAUGUAGUAAUAUCGUAGACCUCUUUGACAAGUAUAGGAUAUUGUAUGUCAACCAUAAACAUAAUUGCUGCAAAAUACUGUCAAUUUCUAUUAUUUGUUAUGCUUAUGUUACAUCUGUUCAUUUCUCAAAAUGCACAAAUAAAGUAAGCUUUGGUUUCCUAGAUUUCUCAACACUGUCAAAACUCAACACUUUUAUAACAGAAUGCUAUUAUAGAGAACUGAUUUCUAUGAAAAUUUCAGGUUCGUAUCUGGUCCUCCACCAGAGAUAUUCAAACUGAAAUUGAGGGGAAUUUUUUUUUAAAUUGCACUUUCUUGACUCCAAUAAAUAGAUAAAUAAAUGAGAAGUCUCAAACCUGAAAUGUCCUGCGUGCACACUACACUAUCCCCCUAAAAAUAAGUAAGACUGAAACUUGAACCCUUUCCAUUAUAAAUUGACCCUGCAUGUGGAACUGUAAUCAAUCUUGAACAUGACAUCUGGACUUAAAUUCUAAGUCUAAGCAACAAGUAUGUGCAAAAUGUUUAUGUUCCUGUACCUUGUAACGU
Molecule: messenger RNA, 4083 nt
Organism: Ictalurus furcatus (blue catfish)
Lineage: Eukaryota; Metazoa; Chordata; Actinopteri; Siluriformes; Ictaluridae
Exons: 6
Coding region: 187-858 (223 amino acids)
Biological process (GO): B cell receptor signaling pathway; B cell differentiation
Cellular component (GO): B cell receptor complex; external side of plasma membrane
Source: RefSeq, a predicted model, not a curated record